UUUGGAUAUCAAGCUCCUCCCCAGUCCCCCCUCUUCAUUUCAAGAGAGUACCCCUAAAACUACAAGAAUAACUUCAUUUCUAUUCUCUUUUCUCUCUGCACACUCUCAGUCUCACUAUCCCCAAGGAUGCUUGGCGUACGAACUUUCUCACCGCCCUCAGCGCCGCCAUUAGCUCUAAAGAAGCUUCCUUUUUUACCAUAUUCAUUCUCCAAUUACUCUUCAUUAUCGUUAUCUUUAUCGGGUCGAACUGGGUUUUGCUUAUUUGCUCAAAAAAAGAAAAAGAUUGAUUAUUUUGAUGAAAUAAAACUCGAAGAAAUUGAAAAAUUUGAAGUUAUAGAAGAUGGGUUUGAGUUUGAUGAUGAUGAUGAUGAUGAAGAAUUUGAAGAAGAUAAUGAUGAGUUGAUGGUUCCAGUCCAUAAGAUGAAUGAAUGGCUUGAGAAAAAACCAAAAGGGUUUGGUGAAGGGAAAGAGUAUGAUGCUUCACUUGAGGAUAAAAUACUUGAAGAAAUUGCACAAAGUUUAAAAACUCACAUUGAAAAAUUUGAUAAGCUUAAGAAAGAAGGUAAAAUUCCCAAGUCCAAGAAUGAGAUCCAGGAUGAGUUGUUCAAAGCUUCAGAAGGUGUUCCUAGUGGGAUUCGUGUUUGUAUCAACAACCUUCCUCAGAAGAAGAAUAUCUACAAAGAUCUAAUGGCAGCCUUUGAAGGAGUGCCUGGAAUAACGAACAUAUCACCUGUGAAUUUUGAAAAUAAGAAGACAAGGGAUGCUCGCUGCAAAGGCUUUGCUUUUGUGGAUUUCAAGACUCUGAAGGAUGCAAACAGGUUUGUUCAGAUGUUCUCGGGGAAAAGUAUUGCCUUUGGUAAGUUCGAGAAGCCUAUAAAGUGUGAAGUUCUGAAGCCACUUGAUGCUAGUUCCGAAGGAUUAUCUUAUGUUGAAUACAACCGGAGUUCGGAGGGUAGCUUUACUUUCUUAGUGGAGGGCGAAGACGAAGAUGAAGAUGAAGAUGAAGAUGAUGGCAUUGAGCAAAAGGAUGCACACUUGCAAAAAAAAGGUUUUAAUGAAUUGGUUAAAGGUCCCGAUGGUAAAUACAGUUUGGAUAAAUCAGAAGAUUCAAGUCUUAACAAACGUUUAAAACGCAUAGAAAUGAUAGAGGCAAAAUUGCUUGCACGAGCUUCCUUGUAUGAAGACGAGAUGAAUGCAUCUAAAAAGAAACCAGAAGAUAAAAAUAAGCCGGACAGGAAGCCGAGCCAAAGGAUGAACAAGAAACCAAACCUAAAGACCGAUAAAAAGCAAAAACAAAGAAUUCCGGGAUCUGCGAAGAAGUGAGCUCACAUCGAGCUAGAUGUCGUCAACGUCUGCAUCAUUGUUCGUUUCUCAUCUUUUUCAGCCAUUUUUUACGUUGUCAUAUAGUAUAAUGCAGGUUGAAAGCCCAGGAUAUGGCUAAACUUGCAGACGCCGUCUUUAGAUAUGGCUCAAGAGAAGCCAAGGCUUCAAAAUGAAUGUGAUUUUUUGAUUAUGUAAAUUAUAGAAUGCUGUGAAGUCCCAUUUGAUGAUGCCGGUCCAUCUUCUAUAUUUAACAUUUCUAUUUACAUGAACAAUAGUAAAUUGCUCAUUGUGUAUUAUAAGUAGGGCUAGUAAUUUAUCAAGUUGGGUUGGGUUAAGUUUUUGUUCGGGUUAAUAGUAAAUAGGUUGAGAAUGUUCAACCCGAAUCUUUUAUUAUCAAAACGAAUCCAUUUAUUUGAUGGAUUAUCGUUUAGCUCAUUUGAUCAAUUAUUCAGAUUAUUUAUAUUUUAUCUAACA
This is a messenger RNA of Amaranthus tricolor (Joseph's coat), 1797 nucleotides long. RefSeq lists its product as uncharacterized. The transcript has 4 exons. The record is from RefSeq and is a predicted model, not a curated record. Bases 127 to 1323 code for a protein of 398 amino acids. NCBI's taxonomy places the organism in Eukaryota, Viridiplantae, Streptophyta, Magnoliopsida, Caryophyllales, Amaranthaceae. Gene Ontology annotation, molecular function: RNA binding.